Molecule: messenger RNA, 720 nt
Organism: Oppiella nova
Lineage: Eukaryota; Metazoa; Arthropoda; Arachnida; Sarcoptiformes; Oppiidae
Source: the annotation of a GenBank genome assembly
CUUGAGAUCAAGAAUCGCUCGCUUUUUAUUCACGUCGACGUUUGCGGUCAAGAGGACGGCGCCGAAGACGCACAAGAGGUCUUCCCCACCAUUCAGCAGAUCGGCGAAGAGGUGAUUCGCGACGUUCUGGACGAGCUGUCGGUGCCGCUCGUGGUGGGCGUCGGGGAGGGCGCGGGCGCCAACAUUCUCGCGCGUUUCGCUUUGGCGCACCCGUCGCGCGUCCUCGGCCUCGUUCUCGUGCACCUCGUGUCGGCCGAAGUGGGAUUCCUGGAUCAGCUAAAAGACCGCUUUUUCCACCGCCGAAACUCUCAACAGAUGUCUCCACUCGAUGUCGUCGCGCUCCACAAGGCAAGUAUCGGAAAGGAUUCUACGGACGAGACGUCGCGCGCGCUUCUGGAGGCAUAUCGCGCGCGCGUGCAGACACUCAAUGCCCGCAAUCUGCAGAAGUACGUCACGGCUUACAUGAACCGGAAAGUGAUCUCGGAUUUGGCCGAAGUGGACGUCCUGUUGGUGGCGGGCGCGCGGUCGCCGUACUGCGCAGGCGUAGAGGCCAUAUACUCCAAGUGCAACAAAACAAAGACCUCUUUGUUGAAAGUGGACGACGUGCGUGACGUCAUGAGCGAAAGCGCCGACAAAUUGGCGCAAAGUCUGCUUUUGUUCGUCAAAGGCCUCGGAUUUCUGACCUCAUGUCCGGCCGUCGACGGCGAGUAUUCCCGUAGU